Molecule: messenger RNA, 1694 nt
Organism: Lotus japonicus
Lineage: Eukaryota; Viridiplantae; Streptophyta; Magnoliopsida; Fabales; Fabaceae
Exons: 9
Coding region: 163-1278 (371 amino acids)
Molecular function (GO): RNA-DNA hybrid ribonuclease activity; nucleic acid binding
Source: RefSeq, a predicted model, not a curated record
CUUUCACUUCAACUUUCUCCUUCUCAGUUGUGUUCUGAAACCAGCUACUGUUAUUUCCUUUUCCAGUCAAUCGUCGAUUCCAUGCAUUUUCCUUCACUUUCUCAGCGACCAAACGGGAGCUGACUCCUCCGUCCUGGUCAAUCUAGAGAACUCUUCUUUGUCAUGAACUGCCUGUCGCAACUGUCAUCGUAUACUGCUACCAUAGUCGGAAGGACCGCUCGAUUCAUCGCCGCGAACCGCUCUUCUUCUUCUUCUUCCAUUCUCUCGUUCCCGAGGAAAUCAGCGUUUUCCGGUGUUAGCUCUUGCCAUUCAGAACUCUUCCUCAACCGGUUUCAUUUUCGGUGCUAUUCCGCCCGAAAAGGGCGCAAAACCGCUUCUUCUCGGUUGCCGAAGGUGGAGCCUGAAGCGGUGAUGGAGCAGGAGAAGGACGCUUUCUAUGUGGUGCGGAAAGGGGACAUUGUUGGAGUCUAUAACAGUCUCAGUGACUCUCAGGCUCAAGUUGGAUCUUCUGUAUGCGAUCCUCCUGUUAGUGUAUACAAGGGAUAUUCGUUGUCGAAGGGCACUGAGGAAUAUCUUCUCUCGCAUGGACUAAAAAAUGCUUUGUACACUAUUGAAGCCUCUGAAUUGAAAGAGGAUUUGUUUGGCUUGCUUGUACCUUGCCCUUUCCAGGAUCCUUCUUCUACCAAAGGAGCCACAUCAAUUGAGGAUGUAUCUAAAAAGAGGUCUCUGGAAAUGCUUGAACAAGAUAAUGUGAGAGUAACUGGUCCUACAUCCAUCUCUGAUGAUCCCUUGAGAAAGCAGGUUAAAUUAGAAAAUGAUGCAGUAGCUGAAGCCUCUUCACUUGAAACUCAGACAUGUCUUCUUGAGUUUGAUGGUGCGUCAAAAGGAAAUCCUGGAAAAGCUGGUGCUGGGGCUAUUUUGCGAUCUACCGAUGGGAGUUUGAUUUGUAGGUUGCGUGAAGGCGCGGGUAUAGCAACCAACAAUGCUGCUGAAUACCGUGCAAUGAUAUUGGGAAUGAGAUAUGCUCUUAAAAAGGGGUUUACUGGCAUUCGUAUCAAAGGUGACUCUAAACUUGUUUGCAUGCAGAUUGAUGGUUCAUGGAAGGUCAAGAAUGCGAACUUGUCUUCAUUGUAUAAGGUGGCAAAAGAACUGAAGGAUAAAUUUUUAUCAUUCCAGAUCAGUCAUGUUCUAAGGAACUUCAACUCUGAGGCUGAUGCUCAAGCAAACUUGGCCAUCAAUCUUGCUGAUGGCCAAGUCCAGGAAGAGUGUGUAGAUUAAUUCAUUCCUGAAAGUUGCUGGUUAUGUUCUGGGUUUGUGGUAGAAGACCUGCAGUUUUCGGAUUAGUAUCUGUGUUUAAUUUAUUGGUGACUCCAUUAUUUAACAAUCAGAUACCCAGAAUAUAUUUUUCAAUUAGUCAUCUAUCUCUUCUCAUGAGCAUUUGGCUAAUAGUUUUUUGUCCAAUGUAGCAUUACUUUUCCGGGCUGGGUAUCGAUCCUCAGCUGUCAGGAUUGAUAGUAAUUUUUGGCAUCAACCUUUUCAAUUUCCGUCAAAAUUUUGCGGAGUCGAAGAUUCCUAUUAGCCACCUCAAGUUGGAUUUUGUGGUUUUCAUUCAUGAACAUAUGGAAGACCAGAAACUCUUACGGUCUGUUGUGAACAUGAUUCCUGUUCAAUUCAAAUAAGGUCAUUAUGCCUCA